CCUGUACUGGCUCCAAAACAACCUGGAAGAAAGAUAAAGCUGGGCUGUAGAGUGGGGGACCGUUCUUAUUCAGUACAAUAGCCAACAAGCAGGCCUGCCUAUUUCUCACCCCUGCACCUUCUACGAUGCCUGUGUUCCCUGAGAACUGACAUAGCCCUGCCUCAGAGUAGGAGGAAGAACGGAAGGGUCUGUUUUUGACUGAGCGAGUGGCAGGCAGAAGGAGUAAGAGUUGGAUCCAGUUCGUAGAGCCAGCCAGACGUGAUCCCCCAAACUUUUUGCUUUCUACGCAACACUGAGAAUGUGAGGAAACCAUACGGACACCAUUUGGUUCCCAAGACCUGUAUUUACUGACGCUAGACAAAGCUACAAGGCCUAGCUAGUUUGGGAAUGUUUCCAGAGCUCUUUAAACCUUCCAAGGGGCUUUGCAAACCUGGCUACUUCUGGGGACAGCAGUGGUCCGAGUGCCAUAAGGAUGUCCAUGAGGAACCCUGUUUCUCCCCACCUGGAACUCGAUGGAGCUGGGAACAUGGUGAACUGCACCAUCAAGACGGAAGAGAAGACAGACAGCUGCCAUGAGUCCCCCCAAGGAGGACCCACCAGCUCCGAUCCCCACUCCAGUGAUUUGCACGGAGUGCCGCUGUCACUGAGAGAGAGUGCUGAGCCCCGGACUCUUCCACAGGAAUCCCGGUCUCCUGUGAGCAAUGCGUUAGAUUCCAGGAGGUCUGCGUUUGAGCCUGCCGUCAGCAGCCAGGAAAAGUUAGAUUUCAACAGAAACUUGAAAGAGGUUAUGCCAACCAUUGAGAAGUUACUCUCCAGUGACUGGAAAGAAAGGCUUCUGGGUAGAAACACCAUGGAAUCCAAAGAGGUGAAAGGAACCCAGGAGAGCUUAGCGGAGAAGGAGCUGCAGUUGCUUGUCAUGAUCAACCAGCUCUCCACCUUGCGGGACCAGCUGCUGACGGCCCAUUCGGAGCAGAAGAACAUGGCAGCCAUGCUGUUUGAGAAGCAGCAGCAGCAGAUGGAGCUGGCUCGGCAGCAACAGGAGCAGGCCUCGGUGCGUUGCACCCCUCCCGUAGCCCCUCGGAGGCGAGCCCAGGCUAAUGGCCCUUGGAAGGCUCGGUUAGCCGGCAUUUUCCAGCCGCCGUAUCAUUGCUGUUUCCCCCCCCGACAGAUUGCCAAGCAGCAGCAGCAGCUCAUUCAGCAGCAGCACAAGAUUAACCUGCUGCAGCAACAGAUCCAGCAGGUCAAUAUGCCCUAUGUGAUGAUUCCAGCCUUUCCUCCCAGCCACCAGCCUCUCCCUGUGACCUCAGACUCCCAGCUAGCACUUCCCAUCCAGCCCAUCCCUUGCAAGCCAGUGGAGUACCCCAUGCAGUUGCUGCACAGCCCUCCCCCUCCGACACUGAAGAGACCCGCCGGCUCAGGCCACCUCCAGAUGCAGGAGUCUUCACAGCCACUGAACCUAACGGCCAAACCCAAAAGCUCUGAGCUCUCCAGUGCCUCCAGCUCACCCAGCUUGAAGAUGAGCAGCUGCCGGUCCCUCACUCCUAACCACGGGGUCACGAGAGACCUUCAGUCCAGCCCUCCCAGUCUGCCUCUGGGAUUUCUGGGAGAGGGGGACGCCAUCACUAAAGCACUCCAGGAUGCACGGCAACUCCUGCACUGCCAUAGCGGGGUGACGGAGAGCUCUCUGAAUAACCCCUACCGGAAGGACCAAAUGGGCUUGGAUUCCUCGCCCAUGAAGGAGCGGAUGGAGGAGACGUGCAUGCACAGACUGGACGAGUCCAUGUUAACCUGUGAUGUGGAUGGCUCACGACACUUCCCCGAGUCCAGGAACAACAACCACAUAAAGCGGCCCAUGAAUGCUUUCAUGGUGUGGGCCAAGGACGAGAGGCGAAAGAUUUUGCAGGCCUUCCCGGACAUGCACAACUCCAGUAUCAGCAAGAUCCUGGGAUCCCGGUGGAAAUCGAUGACGAACCAAGAGAAGCAGCCCUAUUAUGAGGAGCAGGCGCGGCUGAGCCGGCAGCACCUGGAGAAGUAUCCCGACUACAAAUACAAGCCGCGGCCAAAGCGCACCUGCAUUGUGGAGGGGAAGCGGCUGCGCGUGGGCGAGUACAAGGCGCUGAUGAGGAACAGACGGCAAGACACCAGGCAGGGCUACUUGAUAGCGCCCCAGGGUAGUCAGAUGCAAGCCUCUUCAUCAGAUGUCCUGUACCAGAGGCCGGUGAGCAUGCAGCUGGUGCCACCGCUGGUGGAGCACUGCCUGCCCCGCAGCAUGGACCCCAACAUGCCGGUCAUUGUCAACACACGCAGCCUCAAGUCGCAAGAGGGUGACGGCGGGGAGGACGGGCACUCGGUGGCGGAUGGCGAGAUGUACCGGUACAGCGAGGACGAGGACUCCGAGGGCGAGGACAAGAGCGACGGGGAGCUGGUGGUGCUCACAGACUGAGCAGAGAGCCGGGGUGGGGUGCGCGUGUGUGAAGCGGGGAGCAGCAGCAGAUUUUGCAGUGUUCCCCCGCCUGGGACUGGAACUGAAGACCUGACUGAGUGGGGAGGAGAUGGGAAUGGGGGCUUGGGGAGAACUGCCAUCACAGCAUGGCUCCCUGAUCUAGGAAGUGACUAGAUUCAGGGGGUCGCUUGCGAACCCCUCUGCGUGCAGAGCUCUUUGCAGCUGGGCCACCCUUGCCCCCCGAAUGGCCUGGCAUGCAGGGCUGUGCUGGAUGUAUAUAGUGGUGUGCGGGGGACAACGGGAAGUGUGCAUGCCAACGCGCACAGCAUGGGGGGAGCCUUAGCUCAUUCGCCCGCCCAGAAGGAAGAGGUUCCAGCUCUGCUGUAUAAUGCAUUUACCCAAGCAGCAACGGGGAUGGUGCUUGGCAUGAGCUGACAUCUGGAUAUUUCCUUGUGGCACAGAGGAGGGAGGUGCCUGGCCCCUCAGCAUGGGGGCAGAGCAAUCCCAAGGCUGUGUAAAAGCUAGCUAAAGUGGGAGGGGAUGCAGCUCUAGGAUGGUGGAGCUGUGAACGUGGGGAGCUACUGCACAGCGGAUCCAGAAACUGCCCCUGUGGAAUCCAGCUUUCUCCCUCCGGAGGUUGCAGGGGCAUGGGUUAAUGGCUCCCUGCCGGGCAGGCCUCUCGCCAGCAUGAGCAGCAGGAAGUUUAAAGACGGGCUUCCGGGUGAGGUGCUGCAGGGUUAGUUGGAUGUGGAGGAGCCCAGCUCCCCUUGACUGAGCCAUGUUGUGCGCGGAGAGCCAGGCCUGUGGGGGAGAAAUCCCCGCACAGAGGAGAUGCAGGUAGGGGUGGGCUUCCCUCCACUCCCUCUUAUCCUUAGGCACCAAGGUCCAUCCGGAGUCCCCCACUGCAUUGGGGACGGGUGCUACCUCCUCCUGGCUCCCUGCUGGCUAAGGAACAAACCCACUUCAUGGGAGCCCUCUCUCUAGGGCUGCAGAUCCAGGCCCGCUUGGAGCAUGGGGCUCAGAGCAGUUGGUGGAGGGUCCCAAGUGAGCUACAAACAGCCCAUAUGGGAAACGCCUCCCGAGACUCUCCUGCCGUUAAGCUAACAGGACGCGUGGGGAUGGGGGAAGAGGGCUGGAAAACUUAACCUGCCCCCAGCGUUACAGAUGCAUUUGCCUCUGGGCAGCCCUGGCUCUGCGAGGGUUAAAUAAGGAAAGACCCCAGCGGCUGGGAAGACCUUUGUCCAUUGUCUUCCCCCCGCCCCCCCAUCCCGGCCCUGUUGUGCAGCCAGCUGAGGAGAAUCCUCACCUGUUCGGGGCCCUGCCAGCUGCAACAGGAAAAACACAGUUGCCACCAUUCAGCCAGGCUCUCUGGGGCCUUUUCAUUUCUCCAAAGCAAAUGUCUGGGUGGAACACUUGUUCCUCAUUCAGUCUGUGUGCCAGCCCACCCCGCCCUCGCCCCCCGCUCCUUUGCUCAGGCCUUUCUUUCUCUCGUUCCCCCCCUUGCUCUCUGAACCCUGCCAGUAAAUUCCCAUGGAGCCAUUUUUAGCUCUUGACUAGCAUGAGUAAGAGCCAAGGUCUCAGAGGAGCCUUUUAUCCUCCUGACAGCUCUGGCCCAGUUUGUAAAUAAAGCUGCUGCCCGUUUCUUUGCAGUGGCAUGGCAGGGCAUUCUGCUGCAGAGGGCUCAGCUCCCGGCAUGGGACGGGCACGGAGCCCCAGCCUGUCCCAGCGGCACGGCAUUGGCUAACGGUGCCUGUAGCAGACUGGGACCCUCGGGUUGGGAUUCCCCUGCGGCUCCCCCAGGUGAACCCCAUUGGCUACCGGAGGGCCUGUGCUGCUCUUGCGGGUCUCCUACAGCUUUGCAAAUCCGUCUGAGCCGACACACUUUGCCAGCCACUGUCGCAACGGAGCAUGCCAGCUGUGUUCUCUUCACCUCCCCAAGCAAAUCCUCCUGGCUGGAGGUAUGAUACAGGCUAUGCCUCAGGGCUGGAAACCAGGUCCCAGCAUGGGACCCUGGCUCUCCCUGGUGGCAGGAGCUGAAAUGGCAUCCAAAACAAGCCAGCAGCCCACAGGCAGGGAGUUAGUCCUGGCUGGCAGGAAGGCGAGGUCCAUUCUGACAGCUGGGAUCCUGUCACCUGCAGAGUCCCUUCCCUAGCAUGGCCCAGGCUGCAGUGGGAGGGAAGAGCCCCAGCAGCUCAGGUGGCCGCUAACAGCGAGAGCUGCUGGACGUCCCCCUGGCCUGCGCUGUGGAUGGAGGCGAGGGGAGGUGGUCCUCUGCAGGUGCUUCUCUUCUCCGCCCCCUCCCUGAUUUGGCUUUAAUGCUGCUUGGCAAAGAUUCCCCCUCAGGAUCAUGUUAUUGGAGGGGGGUUCUGCUUUACUUACACACCUCCGGACUCUGGCGCCCCAGCUGGUGGCUGCUAGAGGCGUACGGCCUGGGGCCUUGAUAGGGAACACGCGGCCCCUGGAGAAGAGCUGCCCGAGAUCACUUUGCUGUAACUGGUUGCCUUUAUGGAGGGAGGCAGGCCCAGGCAGGCCUGGGUUAAAUGGGGUGAAUCCCUGAAUCUCCAGGGUAGACAUGGCAACAACUGGCUGACCUGACUUGGCCGCUCGAUCUUGUAUCCAGCUUAAGAACUGUGCAUCAGAGCCCCAGCUGGUCUAAAUCAGCAUAGCUGUAUUGAAGCUGAUGGACCUCUGCUGAUUUACACAAGCUGAGGAUCUGGCCCUCUUUCUUCUUCUUCUUCUUCUCUCACCUGCUGCUGUCCUUAUUUUUUGUGCUAUACGCAGCACUCCCUUUCUGGCCUGGGGCGUGGGCCCCUUUCCUGGCUUGGGCUUGGUUCCUCGCAACCUCGAAUUUCUUGUGGUUUGUUUUGCUUGUUCCUUUGUCAGUGCAGCAACUUCCAGACUGGGGGCAUCCCCAGGCUGAGAAAAGUGUCUCCUUCCUAAACUGCUGCACAAGUCAGCCAUGCUGGGAGAAGGAGAGCUUCUCUAGAGUUCUCUCGUAACCCCCUGUAGUGAUUUGGGGUCCCGUCACCCUGGUGUCCAGCCGAAGGUAGGCACAGCACAGGUUGCUCUGUCAGAAAGCGGCGCGUUUGUAUGCGAGACAGAGAGCGUCUGAGUGAACAGUGGUCCUCAGAUUCAGGGCAAAACUGAACUGAGGGGACGGGUGCGUGCGGGUAGGCUGAACCUCAGGAUCCCCUCAAAGGCCCGGUGGCAUAUCUGCCCCAGCUGGUGCUGGCUUUUCCAUGGCAGGGCUCAGCCCCUGUAAGGGUCCCUUUCUCCGUUAUUUAUUACACCUGCCCCUCCUGUGGUGUCCUUGACAAGCCCCUGGGGUCCAGGUUAGGGGGGCUAAGGGGGAAGGGAUGGGAGGAAGGGGACUGGACAGGCAGGAAUGCAUUGGAAAUAGGAAUCAUCCCCCGUUCUGUAAAUCGGCCCCAGAUGUGCCCAAGGAACCAGCUGUUUUUUGGUUUUUUUUAUGACUGUAAAUAUAGAUAGAGCUUUAUUUUGUUAAUAAGACGACGAGUAACUUAACCUGUAUAUUUCACAUACUUGUUUACAACGGUGGGGUUUUUGUUUUUGUUUUUCCCCUCUUGGCUCAAUAAAGAGGAUGUUUUGGAGCAGA
Molecule: messenger RNA, 6059 nt
Organism: Caretta caretta (loggerhead turtle)
Lineage: Eukaryota; Metazoa; Chordata; Testudines; Cheloniidae
Gene: SOX13
Product: SRY-box transcription factor 13
Biological process (GO): cell fate commitment; regulation of transcription by RNA polymerase II
Cellular component (GO): nucleus
Molecular function (GO): DNA-binding transcription factor activity, RNA polymerase II-specific; RNA polymerase II cis-regulatory region sequence-specific DNA binding
Source: RefSeq, a predicted model, not a curated record